UCGCGCGAGAGUGAGAUGGAAGUAGUGAUGUCUGCAACACCACCCUGUUUUCUAAGUUCAGUAUAAGGUCAUAAGACAUGUGCGUGGGAUAGAUGCACUGACUAAUAUCGCACUCGGCAGCUAGAACAUGUCUUUUUAAAAGCUGAGACAUCGCUACUUCUCCAGUUGUAAUUUGCAACAAGGGGCUCUGACAGGUACAAGAUGCGUGUGUCGUCCAGCAUCCAGAAAGACAUUGCAGUCAGCAGUGAGACAACUAUCUUCAAGGUGUACAGACAAGAGCCAGACACGACUAUCUUCAAGCCUUGCUGAUCAAGCUGAUGUGCCACUCAACGAAAACCAGACAAGAAUCAAGCCAGUGUGUCGAACCUCAGAAAACAACCCUCUACACCACAGUGGCAGACAACAGGGCCAGCACUACACAGUGCCACCAGGGAUGUACAAGGAUGUCCUACAGAGGGCGCUGCCAUUAGAGUUCAAGAAACAGGUGAAGACAUUUGGAGAGGCAUGUGUGAUGAUUCGAGAGCCUGCGUUGGAGGUGAUGAACUACAUCCGCAAUCUCAACCUUGACCUCCCAGCAUCCAGAAUUGUUCUCUAUGGGCGUCGUGGGAGUGGCCGAAGCAUGUCCUUGGCACACAUUAUGCACUACUGUGCGGAGGACCAGUGGAUUAUCCUACAUGCACCAUGGCCCAUUACUUGGAACCGAGAAUACAAGGAAAUCUCUCAGUCAUCCCACAAGCCUAAUCGCAUUGAUCACCCUGCCCAUGCUGGGGAAUGGCUACUCAAUUUCCAGGCACAGAACAAGCAUCUCCUGAAGGACAUCAAGAUUCAGUCUUCCUAUUACUGGACAAAACGUGAAUCAGCAGAAAAGGGAACGCCACUCCUAGACAUUGUUGAAUUUGGUAUGAACCGCAUCAAGUUUGCCGCUGACUGUGUGGGAGUCAUUCUCAAGGAGCUGAAGCAGCACGCCAAUCAGAAACAGAUUAAAGUAAUGGUUGCUGUUGAUGGAGUGAAUUCAUUAUGGGCUCCAACUAAAAUAAGAACAGAUGAAAAGGAAAUAGUGCCAGCUUCAAAUAUAUCAUUAGUGCAUAAUUUCAAGAAGAUUUUAAAAAGUGAUUGGACAAACGGGGUCAUUGUAUGUACGGUAGAUCCCAUGGCCAAUACUGAUGAUCAGAGAGAACACGAUACACCACAGUACCUACUGGGAAAGGAGGGUUUUGAGUGCAUGGAUCCAUUUAUCCCAGUGCUAGUGCCAUAUUACACCGAGAAGGAAGCUUACAGCUGUAUUCAGUACUUCAUUGACAUGAACUGGAUCCAAACACCCGAAGGAAAAACAGAAGAUGGCAAGAAAGAGUUAAUUUUCCUGAGCAAUCAAAAUCCGUACUUAUUAACACGAAUUUGUGCAAGUAGAUAAGUGUUUGUGUGUGGUACAGUUGCUCUAGUUUCUUAAAAGCAACAGUGGCAUCAAUCCAGGUGUCAGAAGGUCACCUGUAUCAGAGAUGGCCACUGAAGAAGUGUUUAUGGAAAGCAAAGAGUGGACAGAGUGACCACUCAUACUGACCAAUCAUCGGUGUAACAAGUUUUUUCAAAGAGACAGUUAAAGAUGUCAAGUGAACUUUCAAUCUUAAUAAUGAGCUUGUCAAAGGAAUUUGGUGUGAAGUAAAUUUGCUGAACUUUCUUUGAAGUUGAACUGAACUAAAAUAA
Messenger RNA from Haliotis rufescens (red abalone), 1701 nucleotides. Its product is annotated as 28S ribosomal protein S29, mitochondrial-like. Gene Ontology annotation, cellular component: mitochondrial ribosome; mitochondrial small ribosomal subunit. Gene Ontology annotation, molecular function: structural constituent of ribosome. The transcript is spliced from 13 exons. NCBI's taxonomy places the organism in Eukaryota, Metazoa, Mollusca, Gastropoda, Lepetellida, Haliotidae. The record is from RefSeq and is a predicted model, not a curated record. Bases 434 to 1411 code for a protein of 325 amino acids. Gene Ontology annotation, biological process: apoptotic process.